CGAAUUUAGACAGAAAAAAUAUCAAGUCACUCCAUCAAAGACUAGAGAGUAGAGAGUUUACAAAAGAAAAUAGAAAAAAAAGGAAAAUCCCUUGAUUUUACCUUUCUCUCUUUUUCGUCUCCGUCUCGACAAUUUCAAUUAUUUCUCUCCUCCGCAAUCUUCCCUUUUCCCGUGCUUGUCGUUGAUUUCAAAAACCCAAAAUUUUCUUGUUCAUAAUCACAGUCAAUUUUCCCUAUCGGGAUUCAUUUGAUUCAGCAUCUUUGAACUUAUCGACGAAAAAUCAAGUAACUUAAAACCCUAAUUUUUUCGAUUGUUGGGUUACUCACUUGAUCUUCAUGUUUGGAAACCCUAAUUUUACCUAGGGUUUCUGAUUCGGGAAUUUUUUAGUGUUGGGGGAUUAGGGUUUAGGAUUUCAGCUGGAAUUUCUGUUUUAUUGGAUUCAGAAAUAAUAGUUAGGUGAAUGGUGGACGCAGUAUGCUGCUGAUAGUUUGGAGAAAUGCACCGUUAUCAUGCUGGUAGUUGCGCUAGUGCUGUUAAUAACAACACUGCUCUUGGAGGUGUUUCCAGCAGAGACUCGAGUGUUCGAAGUGAUUCGUCAUCGUUGUCUUCGAAUUUCUCUGUAAACUCGAGGCGGGUUCCACCACUUGCUCCAUACAGAUUGAAGUGUGAGAAAGAGCCACUCAAUUCUCGCCUCGGCCCACCAGACUUCCAUCCUCAAAAUUUUAAUUGCUUGGAAGAGACUCUAACCAAGGAGUAUGUGCAAUCUGGAUACAGAGAAACUGUCGAGGGACUUGAGGAAGCUAAAGAGAUCUCGGUCACACAAAUUAAUAAUUUUUCAAAGCCUGUUGUACUUAAAUGCAAAGAGGCCAUUAGAAAACGUCUUAGAGCUAUUAAUGAGUCUCGUGCUCAGAAGCGUAAGGCUGGCCAAGUUUAUGGGGAACCACUUUCUGGUACCUUGUUGAGUAAGCCUGGUGUUUUUCCAGAGCAGAAGUCUUAUGGUGAAGACUUCAAGAAGAGGUGGAUUGAGGGCUUAUCUCAAUACCACAAAAGUCUUCGGUCUCUUGUUGAUCAUGUUCCUUAUGGCUAUAGGAAGAAGUUUUUAUUUGAUGUUCUUAUCAGAAACAAUGUUCCCUUGCUUAGAGCAACAUGGUUUAUUAAAAUCAACUAUCUCAACCAGAUUAAGCCAGGAUCUUCCAGUGUCUCUUCCGGAUCUCCUGACAAAACUCAGUUGUCUCGUACUGAGAUUUGGACAAAGGAUAUCACUGAUUAUUUGCAGUGUCUUCUGGAUGAGCUUUUCUCAAAAGGUAACUCUCAUUCUGUUCCACCAAAUCGAGAUCGAUCACAGCAAAUGUUAUACACUUCAUCAAUGCAACAAAAGUGUGAUCCAGCUUCACUGCCCAUGGAUUCUGGGGAGCCAUCAUUGCAUUUUAAGUGGUGGUAUGUGGUGCGCCUUCUUAAUUGGCACCAUGCUGAAGGACUUGUUCUUCCUUCUCAAGUGAUUGACUGGGUCUUUCUGCAGUUUCAGGAUAAGGAUUUGCUUCAGGUUAUGCAGUUUCUGCUCCCAAUCAUAUACGGACUACUAGAAACCCUAACUUCAUGUCAGAGUUAUGUGCGUAAACUUGUGGACAUCACUCUGCGUUUUCUCAAGGAACCUUCCAUGAGUGGUUCUGAUCUUGUCAAUAAUCCUAGGAGAGCAUAUACUUGUUCUGCUCUUGUUGAGAUGCUUCAAUACCUCAUACUGUCUGUGCCGGAUACAUUUGUUGGUCUGGAUUGCUUUCCUUCGCCUCACCUGUUGAUGUUCAAAGAAAGUGAUGGAUCAUUUCUUUCUAGGUUACCUGUAGAUGAACACCUGAAGACUAAUCCUGAAGAAGUUUCCCAUGCUCCAAGAGACAAGUAUUCUGAUGCUAAAUAUCCACCAUCAUGGUUUAGACGUGUAGUUUCAUCAAUUCAGAAACGAGCUACUUAUCUGGCAAAGGCUGCAAGCCCUGGUUUUUCUGGACAGAAUGUUGCUAAAGUUGUGCAGGUGUUGGAUAAAGCUCUUGUGCAAGGAGAGGUUGGAGAGGCGUACGUGUUACUGUUUGAAGGUCUGUCUGAUUCCUCUGUGCAUGAAGGUUGGAUUGCAGAAGUAAGCCCAUGCUUAAGAUCAUCAUUGAAGGAGAUGCAAUUUGUUAGCUCUUCAUUAAUUCAUUCUGUAUUUCUUCUCUGCGAAUGGUGUACUUGUGAAUUUAGAGAUUUCAGAAGUUCACCCAUACAUGAUGUAAGGUUUACCGGAAGAAAAGAUUUUUCUCAACUUUAUGUUGCUGUUAGGCUAAUGAAACUGAAAAUGAGGGAAAUACAAAGAUCAUAUCAGGGUAGUAAAGCUUCUGAUAAAAGGGUAGGUGGACUAUCUUUUGACAGAAAAAUCAAUUGGAGAAAGCUAGAAAAGAAUUGCGUAGAAACAUCAGAUUUUUUUGAAAGCCCUGGCCCCUUGCAUGAUAUUGUAGUAUGCUGGAUGGAUCAACAUGAAGCACAAAAAGGUGAGGGUUCUAAGCGUGUCCAGUUACUUCUCAUUGAACUCACUCGGUUUGGAAUUUUCUCUCCAUUGGCAUAUGCAAGGCAGUUACUUGUUAGUGGGAUCAUGGACAAAAAUGGCCCUGUUGCUGAUCCAGACAGACGGAGGAGGCAUUGCAUGAUCUUGAAACAACUUUCUGUUUCCUGUAUGCAUGAUGUUUUUGAUGAAUCACAAAGUGCUGACAGAUCACUCCUGUUGGAAGCAAUUCAUAUCUACUCUAAUGAAAGGCGUCUUCUUCUUCGUGGAAUACUUCGCGAUGAGCAUACACAAAAAAAGAAUGCUAAUGUUGCACCCAAGAUGAAGAGAAAGCGCUCUGAUUCUCAAAGGGAUCAUGCUUCAUCUCCUUCCGUAUAUCAGUUGAAAACAUUGCAGUCAUUGUCUGAUGUGUCUCAAAACAAAAGUAAGAAAAAUGAUCCGAACCUCGAAGAAUUGAAACUCUCUAUUCUAGAUGUCUUGCUCCUGCCAAAAUCUGCUGCCAAUGUCGUAGCAGAUGAAUCUCAAGUGAGUCUGAAAAGGUCCGCUGGGCUCAUUACUAGCAAGCUAGAUAUUUCUGAAGGAACUCCUGGUUGUGAAGAAUGUCGAAGGAUGAAACGACAGAAGUUGGAUGAAGAUAAAUAUUCAUUCCUUCAAGGUUCCUCAUCAAAUGUUAUAGAUGAAGAUAAUUGGUGGGCCAGAAAAGAGCCAAAAUCUCUGGAUUCUUUGAAAGUAGAUCGACCGAUUAAGCUAAGCAAACAGACGAUAAGAAGUAGACUGAAGUCUGUGCGUAAAACACAAAGCCUUGCCCAACUUGCUGCUUCAAGAAUUGAGGGGAGUCAGGGAGCAUCUACGAGCCAUGUUUGUGAUAAUAAGGUAGGAUGUGCUCACCAUGGGCCAGUUCCAGAAGGGGAUGUGCUUAAAUCUGCUGAUGGGAGCAGAGCUACAAAUGUUGCAGAUAUUGUUUUAAUUGGAAAGAUGUUGAAGCGACUGAAGUUUGCAGAAAAGAGGAGCAUAUCUGCUUGGCUAAUUAGUUAUGUGAAGCAGAUUGUUGAAGAAACGGAAAGAGUGUCUGUCAAGGGUGCCCAGCUGCAUAGACCUUUAUCUGGUGUUGAUGAAAAGAGCUCUGCAAGGUGGAAGCUUGGUGAGGAUGAAUUGUCUGUCAUACUUUAUUUGAUGGACAUGUGUUGUGAAGUACCCUCAGCAAUCAGAUUUCUUAUUUGGCUGUUUCCUAAGGCUCUUGGUAAUUUAAAUACCCCUGGUGGGAGGAGUAUGCUGAUGUUGCCAAGGAAUGUGGAAAGCCAUGCAUGUGAAGUGAAGGAGCCAUUUCUCUUAUCAGCUAUUCGAAGGUACGAGAACAUUAUUGCUGCAGUUGAUCUGGUUCCUCAAAUCUUGUCGAGUGCAAUGCAUCGUGCUGCAACUGUUUUGGCCUCCAAUGGAAGGCUUUUAGGUUCACCAACAUUCUUAUAUGCUAGGUAUUUGCUGAAGAAGUAUGGCAAUGUGAACAGUGUGAUAGAAUGGGAGAAAACUUUCAAGGUAACAUGCGACCAGAGGCUUGUUUCUGAACUUGAAUCUAGUAAAUUGCAAAAUGGAGAAUAUGGCUUCACUUUUGCUGUUCCAGCUGGUGUUGAUGAUCUUGAUGAUUUUAUUCGGCAAAAAAUAGGCAGCAAUCGAUUGUCUAGAACUGGUAUGAAUAUGAGGGAAAUUGUGCAAAGAUUUGUUGAUGACGCAGUUCAAGUUCUUUUUGGCAAAGAAAGAAAACUUUUUGGGCCUGGUGCUCAGAAGAAUGCUGGAAUAGAUAAAUGGGACGAGGGUUAUCAAAUAGCUCAGCAAAUUAUUAGUAAGCUAAUGGAAUCCAUUAGGCUGACAGGUGGUGCUGCUCAAGAAGGGGACCCAUCUUUGGUGUCUUCUGCUGUUUCUGCAAUUGUUGGCAAUGUUGGGCUUGCUAUUGCGAAAAUGCCUGAUUUCACAGCAGUCAGUAACUAUUCUAACAUUCCAGCUCCAACCGGGUCACUGAGUUUCGCUCGUCGAGUUCUGCGGAUACAUAUAAAUUGUUUGUGCCUACUCAAGGAAGCUCUUGGUGAGAGGCAUAGCCGUGCAUUCGAGAUAGCCCUUGCAACUGAGGCCACUUCAGCCCUUGCUGGAGUUCUCUCUCCAAGUAAAGGUGCUCGAGGUCAAUAUCAGAUGUCACCUGAUACUCACGAGUCGGCUAUGAAUGUGUCAAAUGAUGUGCCAAAUAAUUCUGCAAAAGUUGCUGUUGGAAGGGCAACAAAGAUUGCUGCCGCUGUGUCAGCUCUAAUCAUUGGGGCAAUUAUUCAUGGGGUCUCUAGUUUGGAGAGAAUGGUAACAGUCUUUAGACUUAGAGAAAGUUUAGACUUGGUACAUUUUGUGAGGAGUUCUAGAUCCCACUCCAAUGGAAAUGCUAGAUCUUCUGGGGCCCAAAAGAUGGAAACUACGCUUGAAGUUUAUAUUCAUUGGUUUAGGCUACUUGUUGGGAAUUGUAGAACAGUUUCUGAUGGUGUUAUAGUAGACCUUCUUGGUGAACCCUCUCUGUUGGCUCUUUCUAGAAUGCAGCGGACACUUCCUAUUAACUUGGUGUUACCUCCAGCUUAUUCACUGUUUGCCUUUAUGGUCUGGAGGCCUUUUAUCUUCAGUAUCUCCACAGGAAGUCGCGAGGAGAUUCCCCAGUUGCUGCAAUCUUUAUCAUUAGCUAUAAGUGAUGCAAUAAAACAUAUGCCUUUUCGAGAUAUUUGUCUGAGAGAUACUCAUGGUUUCUUUGAUCUUGUUACUUCUGAUGCUACAGAUGCCGAGUUUGCAGCCAUUUUAGAGUUGAAUGGCUCCGAUAAACAUUUAAAGGCUAAAGCGUUUAUCCCUCUGCGUGCCAGGCUUUUUCUUAAUGCGUUAGUUGACUGUAAAUUGCCACAUUCUUUGUCUUUACAGGAUGAUGGUGGCCGAUUGUCUGGGGCUAAUGAGCUUAAGGUUCAAUUUGGGGAAAGUGAAACUAAGAUUUCAGACAGGCUUGUACGUGCAUUGGAUACCUUACAACCUGCUAAAUUUCAUUGGCAGUGGGUGGAGCUUAGGCUUUUUCUUAGUGAGCUAAUCCUCAUUACUAAACUUGAUUCUAGUGAUAAACAAUCAAUUGCGGAGGUCAUCCGCUCCCUUCCGCCUAAUUCUGACAAGGGUGGUUCUCAGGAGAAUGAGAAUAGCUUCAUUCCGAUUGUUCUUACUAGGUUAUUGGCAAGACCAGAUGCUGCUCCCUUACUUUCAGAAGUAGUGCACCUUUUUGGAAGAUCAUUGGAGGAUUCAAUGUUGUUAUAUGUUAGGUGGUUCUUAGAAGGAUCGGAUGUGCUUUUUGGAAGGAAAUCUAUUAGGCAGCGGCUUGUGAACUUUGCAGAAAGUAAGAGCUUUUCUACCAAGGCUCAAUUCUCAAAACCUUGGGGCUGGUGUAAUUCUAGUUCUGAUGCUUUAGGAUCUAGGGGAGAUAAAAGGAGAUUUGAAACUCCAUCUGUUGAAGAAGGUGAAGUUGUUGAAGAUGAUUUCAAAAGACAUGGUAAAGGUGGUUCGAAGAUGUCGGAUCAUGAAGGUCUCAACACAAGCCAGCAGUUUGUGACAGAGAGAGCUCUUGUUGAGUUAGUUCUUCCUUGCAUCGAUCAAAGUUCUGAUGAUUCUCGCAUUAGGUUUGCAAGUGAACUGAUUAAGCAGAUGAAUAAUAUUGAGCAACAAAUCAGUGGGGUUAUUUCUGGAUCCGGUAAACAGACAGGAUCAUCUCCUUCUGGAUCUGAAAUCUCUACUAAUAAGGCUAGUGGUAGAAAAAGCAUGAAAGGAAGUAGCCCUGGCUUACACCGGAGAACAACAACUGUAGCUGCUGAUUCAAGUCCAUCCUCACCUGCCGCUCUGCGGGCAUCUGUAUCAUUACGGCUGCAGCUCCUUGUGAGAUUGCUUCCUACUAUUUGUGCUGAUGGGGAUCCCUCUGGUCGCAGUUCCAGAUUCAUGCUUGCAUCAGUUAUUCUCCGUCUUCUUGGAAGUAGGGUCGUCUAUGGAGAUAUGGACUUUUCUCUCAACACUGGGCGAGGAUCGCCGGUGACGGAGGCAGAGUUACAGAUGGAAACCUGUGCUGAAGUUUCAUUCGAUUUAUCAGGGAAGAACUUAUUUGAGUGGUUGUUGCUAGUGUUACAUGCACUACUAAGUAGUUCUCAAACUAGUUGGCUCAGAACAAAAUCUUCAUUCAAAGUUGCUCCAACUAAAGACUUUACUGGCUUUGACCGCGAGGCAUUGGAGAACUUACAGAUGGAGUUGGACCGGAUGCAAUUGCCUGAUGCAGUACGGUGGCGUAUUCAGGCAGCCAUGCCAGUUCUUGCAGCUAAUGCACGGACUGUUAUAUCUUGCCAACCUCCUCCUCUUUCAUCUACCAUUCUCGCUUCACUUCAAUCCAGUUUCUCAUUUCCAUAUAACCAAGCACACCUGUUGCCGAAGAAUUCAGUGCCAUCUAUUCGUACUGCUACAUCUGUUGCCACGCUGGGAAAAUCAAAAUCAGCUGCUUUACAACCAGAUUUUGAUUUAGAGGUUGACCCAUGGAUGCUUUUGGAAGAUGGGGCUGGUUCAUGCCCUUCGUCAAGCAACACUGCAGUAAUGGGUGGUGGUGAUCAUGCUAACCUUAGAGCAUCCAGUUGGCUGAAAGGCGCCGUCAGAGUGAGACGGACUGAUCUCACAUACAUUGGUGCAGUGGAUGAUGAUAGUUAAUCCUAUUUAACCUUGUAAUUUGUUUGGUAUCAGGAUGAACCAAUCCUUCAGAGAAGUAUAUCAAUUAUUCAUACGGUGUUUUAAGAAGGUGAUUCAUCAUUCUUCUUGCUGCCCUCUGCCAUUUGCCUGAGGAGGGGGCAGUUGAAUACAAAAUACAUCGUUACUUUCUGUUCUCGGGCCCAAAGAUACGUAAAGCUGCAUCCUAGAUUCUUGUCUGUACCCAACAUGGCCCGCUCACCUGAAGUCUGGUUCAUCAAUUAACCUUGAUCACCACUGCCAGUAGCACGGGUUGGAGGCUUGUAUAUAAUUAGAUAUAAUGGUAACCUCAAUCGGCUGAGCUGGUAAAAUUUAUGCUCUGUAGAGUCUUUGUAAUUUUGAAAUAUGUUGCCCCAUUCAUGUUCUGUAAUGCUUCGGCCCUCGAGUACAUAUAUAUAUAUAUACAUAUAUAUACAUAUAUAUAUAUAUAUUUAUAUAUAUAUAUAUAUAUAUAUAUAUAUGUGUGUGUGUGUGUAUCCCCAACCCGAAAUUCUGGCUGGUUGCUAUCCUUAUUGUAAAAUGUUGAUGGGGAAUGGAUCAGGUGUUCUGUUUAGAUUUGGAAGUUGGAACUCAGCAUUGAAGAAAUGCCAUUGUAGAUGAUGUAUCUGAAUUUGGCUUUUUGCUUAACUUGUUAUUGAAACAGAGUUAGCAUUCACCACAGAUAUAUCUGAUCUCAAAUAGCCUUCUUUUUUACUUGUUUCUUCAAGUUUCCUUUUUUUUUUUUUUUUUUUUUUUUUUUUUUUUUUUUUAAUUAGUGGGUUAUUUGGUGCAUUGCUGUUUUACUAUUCAUUGGAUAAUCUUGUCAAUGUGAUGCUAAAAGUAAAUGUAAUUUUUUGUUUAUUUGGUGAACAAUUGUGAAAUAUAUGAAAAUAUGUUCAUUCCAUAGAAGAGAUUGGUGUUUGGUUUAUUACAAUUUAGUUUAAAUUUAUUCAGUUCGUUUUACAUUGAAUCAAUUCAAUUCAAUACAAUUUAGUUUUCUUCAACUCA
This is a messenger RNA of Amaranthus tricolor (Joseph's coat), 8287 nucleotides long. Its product is annotated as mediator of RNA polymerase II transcription subunit 12. The transcript has 13 exons. NCBI's taxonomy places the organism in Eukaryota, Viridiplantae, Streptophyta, Magnoliopsida, Caryophyllales, Amaranthaceae. The coding region runs from base 497 to 7264 and encodes 2255 amino acids. Gene Ontology annotation, molecular function: transcription coregulator activity. The record is from RefSeq and is a predicted model, not a curated record. Gene Ontology annotation, cellular component: mediator complex. Gene Ontology annotation, biological process: regulation of transcription by RNA polymerase II.